Molecule: messenger RNA, 525 nt
Organism: Caenorhabditis sp. 36 PRJEB53466
Lineage: Eukaryota; Metazoa; Nematoda; Chromadorea; Rhabditida; Rhabditidae
Source: the annotation of a GenBank genome assembly
AUGUUCGACGCCAAGAACAUGAUGGCCGCUUGCGACCCACGACACGGAAGGUACCUCACGGUCGCCGCCAUGUUCCGUGGACGCAUGUCCAUGAGAGUAAGUCACUGACGAGCAACCAAACAGAACUAAAAAUGAUAUUUGCAGGAAGUCGACGAGCAGAUGCUCAAUGUCCAGAACAAGAACUCCUCGUACUUCGUCGAAUGGAUCCCGAACAACGUCAAGACUGCCGUGUGCGACAUCCCACCACGUGGAUUCAAGAUGGCCGCCACCUUCGUCGGAAACUCGACUGCCAUCCAGGAGAUCUUCAAGCGUAUCUCGGAGCAAUUCACCGCUAUGUUCCGCCGCAAAGCCUUCCUUCAUUGGUACACUGGCGAGGGAAUGGACGAGAUGGAGUUCACCGAGGCCGAGAGCAACAUGAACGACCUUAUCUCGGAGUACCAGCAGUACCAGGAGGCUACCGCCGAGGACGACGUCGACGGAUACGCUGAGGAGAGAUGUACGAAAACUUGUAGUCUGUCACAAUAA